AUGGUCAGCAUGGAUUUCAGUGGCAUCAGUUGGCUUUUUGUGCUUGCUGUGUCGACGGGCAAAGCGAUCGUCUUCCUGGCGACCUUCCUGCUCGGCCUGCUUCUGCUCUCCAGUGGUCAUCAUCGCAACGGACGUCUUGGACUGGCCGCUAUCUGCGCCCUCUUCGUCUCCCAACAAAACGACGUCGCCCUGGCAUAUCCCAUCUGUAAGUCGCGACUGCCUGCAAGCCUCUUUCGGCGUGUAUUCAUGAACAUUCACGUAUCAAUGCCCGUGUUCUGCUGCGUUUUUGGCGGCUUGUACCAUCCUAGACUGCCAUCGGAGGAUGUGGGGGGAAAAAAUUUUAUACUUUUCGUCGACUCUUGA
Molecule: messenger RNA, 363 nt
Organism: Protopolystoma xenopodis
Lineage: Eukaryota; Metazoa; Platyhelminthes; Monogenea; Polystomatidea; Polystomatidae
Source: the annotation of a GenBank genome assembly